AUGGGGAUUCUCAACAUAGCACAUAUGUGCUCGCACCUUCAAAACGCCUCCAAGGCGCGGUUGGGUCUGACAUCGGUGGCAAAUACGAAAUACAACCUCAAUCUGGCCUUGGCGCUUCACCGGGCCGGUCUCAUCUCUUCCGUCACCCGGGCCGGACCACAUCCCCCUCCGCCCGAGGCCCUGCUCACGUUUGAGACGGAGCCCGUGACGACCGCAAACGUGUCGAGCCGCCGCCUGUGGCUCGGCCUGAAGUACUGGGAGAACAAGCCCGUCAUGAGUCAGCUGCAGGUCGUCAGCAAACCGAGUCGCCUGGUCCACUGCGAGCUAGAGGGACUCGAAAAGAUCGCGAGGGGGUUUCCGAGCGGGUAUAUCAAGGGACUUUACCUGGGAGAGACACUAUUCGUCAGCACGCGGGCCGGUGUCUUGGAGGUUAGGGAAGCGCUGGACAAGCGCCUGGGUGGUGUCGUUCUGUGCCGGGUGUCAUAA
Pyricularia grisea is the source of this 486-nucleotide messenger RNA. RefSeq lists its product as uncharacterized. The transcript has a single exon. Lineage: Eukaryota; Fungi; Ascomycota; Sordariomycetes; Magnaporthales; Pyriculariaceae. Bases 1 to 486 code for a protein of 161 amino acids. Gene Ontology annotation, molecular function: structural constituent of ribosome. Gene Ontology annotation, biological process: translation. The record is from RefSeq and is a predicted model, not a curated record. Gene Ontology annotation, cellular component: ribosome; mitochondrion.